UAUAUACUUCUCAUCGGAAACCAAAAAAACCCACUUCUCUCUCUCUCUAAAACCGAAGGCCCAUCUCUCCAUUUUCCUCUCUCAUGGGGUUUCCUUUUUCUUCCUCUUUUCAGCAAUGCCAUGGAAGAUCACCACUGCUGCCGCGCCUGAGAACUUUCCAGAUCUGAAGCUUUCAAGACUUGCCGGAAUUUUUUUCUUCUCCUCCCUCAUUUUUGCUUUCAGGUCUGUUUGAGAAAAAUUGCAUUCAAAAAGUGUGAAGAUGAUGCAGAAGCCUCCACCAGAGGAUUUCUUACUGAAAGAGACCAAUCCCCAUCUGGGCGGGGGGAAGGUCACUGGCGACAAACUAGCCAGCACCUAUGACCUCGUUGAGCAAAUGUAUUACCUCUACGUUCGGGUCGUCAAGGCGAAAGACUUGCCCGGGAAAGAUGUCACCGGGAGCUGCGACCCCUACGUCGAGGUUAAGCUUGGAAACUACAAAGGUACCACUCGCCAUUUCGAGAAGAAGUCGAAUCCCGAAUGGAAUCAGGUGUUUGCCUUUUCGAAGGAUCGGAUUCAGGCUUCGGUUCUUGAGGUGAUUGUGAAGGAUAAGGAUUUUGUGAAGGAUGACUUCAUGGGGAGGGUUCUUUUCGACAUGAAUGAGGUCCCGAGAAGGGUACCGCCCGAUAGUCCCCUGGCGCCGCAAUGGUAUCGGUUGGAUGAUAGGAAGGGGGACAAGGUGAAAGGAGAGCUGAUGUUGGCUGUUUGGAUGGGAACGCAGGCAGAUGAAGCAUUUUCCGAGGCUUGGAAUUCGGAUGCUGCAACCGUGAGCGGAGCUGAUGGGAUCGCGAAUAUUCGGUCGAAGGUGUAUCUUUCCGCUAAGCUUUGGUACUUGAGGGUGAAUAUCAUUGAAGCUCAGGAUCUGCAGCCGAGUGAUAAGGGUCGGUAUCCRGAGGUUUUUGUGAAGGCUAUACUUGGAAAUCAGGCUUUGAGAACUAGAAUUUCGCAGUCUAGAACUAUCAAUCCAAUGUGGAAUGAGGAUUUGAUGUUUGUUGCGGCCGAACCAUUUGAAGAGCCUUUGAUACUAAGUGUGGAAGACCGAGUUGCACCGAACAAGGAUGAGGUUUUGGGACGGUGUGCAAUCCCGCUGCAGUAUGUCGAUAGGAGAUUGGACCAUAGACCUGUGAACACAAAGUGGUUCAAUCUUGAGAAACACGUUGUUGUUGUUGAAGGGGAGAAGAAGAAGGAAAUCAAGUUCUCUAGUAGGAUUCACAUGAGGAUUUGUUUGGAAGGUGGCUACCAUGUUUUGGAUGAAUCGACACAUUACAGUAGCGAUCUCCGACCGACCGCAAAACAACUGUGGAAGAACCACAUUGGGGUGUUAGAAUUGGGGAUUCUGAAUGCUCAGGGGCUAAUGCCAAUGAAGACGAAAGAUGGGCGAGGAACGACYGAUGCGUACUGUGUGGCGAAAUACGGGCAGAAGUGGGUUCGAACGAGGACGAUCAUCGACAGUUUCAUGCCCAAGUGGAAUGAGCAGUACACUUGGGAGGUUUUUGACCCCUGCACUGUCAUCACAAUUGGGGUUUUCGACAACUGCCAUCUGCACGGCGGGGAUAAGGCUGGAGCAGCGAAAGAUGCACGGAUAGGGAAGGUAAGAAUUCGCCUUUCUACGCUCGAAACCGAUCGAGUUUACACACAUUCAUAUCCUCUGCUGGUUCUGCACUCAAGUGGGGUGAAGAAGAUGGGUGAGAUUCAUUUGGCUGUGAGAUUUACUUGCUCUUCUUUGCUAAACAUGCUGCACAUGUACUCACAUCCCCUCCUCCCCAAAAUGCACUAUCUUCACCCAUUGACUGUUAGCCAACUCGAUAGCCUACGGCACCAGGCGACUCAGAUCGUCUCGAUGAGGCUGAACCGUGCCGAGCCCCCGCUGCGAAAAGAGGUCGUCGAGUAUAUGCUCGACGUAGGCUCCCACAUGUGGAGUAUGAGGAGAAGCAAGGCGAAUUUCUUCAGAAUCAUGGGAGUUUUCAGUGGCUUGAUUGCAGUUGGGAAAUGGUUUGAUCAGAUUUGCAAUUGGAGAAACCCAAUUACAACUGUUCUAAUUCACAUCUUGUUCAUCAUCCUUGUCAUGUACCCUGAGCUCAUUCUUCCCACAAUUUUCCUCUACCUGUUCCUAAUUGGAGUUUGGCAUUAUAGAUGGAGGCCAAGGCACCCUCCUCACAUGGACACCCGCCUCUCCCACGCCGACUCCGCUCACCCCGACGAGCUCGACGAGGAGUUCGACACGUUUCCCACUUCCCGACCCGCUGACAUCGUGAGGAUGAGGUACGAUCGGCUGAGGAGCAUUGCCGGGAGGAUCCAGACUGUAGUCGGGGACCUCGCGACGCAGGGCGAGAGGCUGCAGUCUCUACUCAGUUGGCGCGACCCGAGAGCUUCAGCAUUGUUUGUGAUCUUCUGCCUGGUUUCUGCCAUUGUUCUGUAUGUUACGCCGUUCCAAGUUGUGGCGCUUCUCUCCGGGAUCUACGUGCUGAGACACCCGAGGUUUCGGUACAAGCUCCCAUCCGUGCCUCUGAACUUCUUCCGGAGGUUGCCGGCAAGAACGGACUGCAUGCUAUGAGGAUCAACUGAACUUUUCUGGGUAAAAAAUGAUGGGGCAAAACAUGAAGAAGCUUUUGUUUGCUGGUUUUAUCACAUCUUUGUUUAGGGGGCAAAUUUUGGGGCAUUCAAGAGUUUAAAUCUUAUGAUGGCCUUCCCCAGCAGGUGAAGGCAGUUUUUAUUUAUGGAUUUCUUUUAUGUUAAUUAUCUUUUAAAUAGAAUUUCUUGGCAUUAUUAAGUUUCUGAGGUUUUUUUUCUUUUUUUUUUCUCUUUCUUUUUCAGUUUAGAUUAUGACUAGAAUUCCAUUGAGACUGGCCAUUUUGUGGACCUUCAUUUUUUUUUUUGUGGUGUUUGGACUUUUGGAUUUAUCUAUUUUGUACAUAAUGUAUCCUAAGGAUGAUUUAGCAUUUUCA
This is a messenger RNA of Momordica charantia (bitter melon), 2981 nucleotides long. RefSeq names its product FT-interacting protein 3. Lineage: Eukaryota; Viridiplantae; Streptophyta; Magnoliopsida; Cucurbitales; Cucurbitaceae. The record is from RefSeq and is a predicted model, not a curated record.